AUGGCCAAUUCACUCACCGGCCUCCUCUCCCAACUCCUUUUCUUGUACCUCGCAUCUUCACCUACCACUACAUCAGCCUGCUUUACCAAACGUUCCCUACCCGCAGCAGAAGCAGACUGGUCCUACGACGCUGUCGACCACUGGGCAGACUCGAACCCUUCUUACGGCACCUGUCGAAAUGGAAGUCAUCAAUCUCCUAUUGCAUUGAAUUCUCAAUCUCUUCUCUCCAACACAACGACGACAACAUUUCCUCAUUCCCCAAGUUUCAAUUACACUGGCUUCUGGACCGGCAAUUUCAGCCAUAAUGGAAAUAGUCUUAAAUUCGACCUUUUUCCAUUAUCCUCCUCUACCGGGACAACAACAACAGAAGAAGACGAUGUUACUACUCUCCCCGCACUUACCACCAACAACGAAACUUUCUACCUCUCCAGUUGGCACACUCACAUCCCCGGCGAACACAUCAUUGACGGAGACACCACCGAAGCAGAAAUGCAUUUCGUGCACAUAGACCUCCAAAGCAAAAUUCGAGCCGUCGUAGCUUUUCGCUUAGAUCCUUCCAUCUCAACAGAGUCCGCUCAUUCAAACUUCUUCGCCCAACUCGGUCCUUUCCCUCGUGACCCUUCCACGUCUCCGAGGCGAGUGGAGAGUUUUCAACCCGGAUUAGUGUGGCAGGAUGUUGGGAAGGAAUUGGUGGAGGAACAGGGGAGAUAUUGGACGUAUAGUGGUUCGUUGACGACUCCGCCGUGUUCGGAGGGAGUGAGAUGGUUUGUGGUGGAGGAGAAAUUUGUGUUGGGAGAUGCGCAGUUGCAGGAGUUGUUGGAUGUUAGUCGCUUUUCGGCGAGGAGGGUGCAGAGGGUUUGGAGGCAUGGGGUGGGGGUUUAA
Molecule: messenger RNA, 882 nt
Organism: Sphaerulina musiva SO2202
Lineage: Eukaryota; Fungi; Ascomycota; Dothideomycetes; Mycosphaerellales; Mycosphaerellaceae
Product: carbonic anhydrase
Exons: 1
Coding region: 1-882 (293 amino acids)
Molecular function (GO): carbonate dehydratase activity; zinc ion binding
Source: RefSeq, a predicted model, not a curated record